AUGUAUUUAUAUUUUCAGUUAUUUAUCUAUUUCUCUAACUGGUUAUUUUAUGAUAGUGUCGAUUGCAACAUGGGAGAUAAGAAUCAAAUUGAACAUAAUAGUGUUUUAUCUCAGUCAUUGGACAGUUUUCGGAAGAGAGGAAUCAUGUGUGAUGUAACAAUUAUCAUUGGAGAAGAAGAAUUUCCUGCUCAUAGACUUGUUCUAUCAGCUGCUUCAGAGUAUUUUGAAACAAUGUUUAAUGUGGAGAUGAAAGAGAAUGUGACAGGCAGAGUUGGAAUGCAAGAUAUUAGUGUUCCCAUAUUCAAAAGUUGCCUUGAAUAUGUUUACACUGGAUUGAUCAACAUUCAUGCUGAUAAUGUUCAUGAGUUAUUGAAAGCAAGUUCACUGCAACAGAUACAAGAUUUGAAAAAGCUUUGUCUGAAUUUCAUGCAAGAGAAUUUGAGUGUGAAAACCUGCAUGGAAUCAUUCAACAUGUCAAAGCUUUAUGAGAGUGAUAAAUUGAGAGAAAGUGUUGAAGGUUUCAUGAUAAAAAAUUUUGAACAAGUCUCAAAAAGUUCCGACUUCAACAAGUUUAUGGAUGAGGCAUUCUUGGGAAAAAUCUUGGCUUCAGAUAAAUUGAAGAUACCAAGUGAGAAGAUUCUGUAUGAAAUUGUGAUGUCUUGGAUCAGGUACGAUUCGGAGAAUCGGGAGGAAUUAUUUCCACAGUUAUUCCAGCAACUGAGAUUGAGUCUCUUUCCUGUGGAUUAUUUGUAUGCUGUCAUGAGUGAGGAAAUCAUUAGAAAAAAUGAAAAAUAUGUGAAGAUGAUACAAGAAGCCAUAGCACAGGUUUAUAUGGGAAAAGUGACUGAAAUGAGGAGAUCUGUUGAUAACUUCAUGGGCAAACGACUUUUAUUGAUGAAAAAAGAUGUGACGUUGAGUGAAAAUGCUAUUUUGAGCUUUACGCCAGAAACAAAUACUUGGAAUAAUUUCCCUGGGGGAUCGGCCUUCUCUGCUGUUUCAUGUGCUGUCAUGGAUAACAAACUUUAUGCUGUUGGCUCCACCCUUGAAAUGAGCAUUUUGGAUUUGAACAAUAAUAAAUGGUCAACUGUUGAUGGUGAUGGUGUGGAUAGGGGAAAUUUUGCUCUUGCGGUUCAUCAAGGCGAUUUAUUUUUGGUUGGUGGUAACGAACCCGAUUCUUACCGAUCCGUUUCUAGCUAUUCGUCAAUAACCCAACAGUGGAAGGAACAGCCCAGCAUGAAUAAACGAAGAUACCGUCUUACUUUAAAUUCAUUAGGAGGUGCUUUGUAUGCAUUUGGCGAUGAGGCUCCUGAGAAAUUUUUCAAAAAUGUUUGGAGUCCAAUACAGAAUUGUGUUCAUAGCGAUCACAUCAAGGUUUCUACUGUAAAAGAUGGCCUAAUCUAUGCUAUUGGCCAGCGUAAGACACAUCCUCAACCUGAUGUAUUUAUGAACAUCUAUCAUCCAGCUGAUAAUUUUUGGAGUUGUCUAAAUGACUUCGCCCUGUCAUCAGGAAUUUCAGGAGUUUGUAACAUCAGUGGUGAAUUAUACUUUGUUCGCUUUGAUGUUCAGCAGAAAAGUUCAAUUAGAAGAAUUGAUCUUGAAAGGAAGUCUUUUAUCAUCGUCUCACAAAAGUUUGAUGAUUGGAGCAAUGUUUGUUUGGUUGCUUAUUAAGUUUUUGUCAUAACAAGUUGCUUAAUCAGGCAGAUAUUUUUUUUAUCAUUGAACUUCUCCAAUAUUUUAUUAAAUCGGAUUUCUUCGCAUACUGAUAUUUAGUCAUUGUUUAGUUUUAAAUCUCAUUCUGACAUUUUGAUUUUUUGUCCAACAUAAAGUGAAACUAAAUUAAGAAAUUAUAAAUAUUCCUAAACCCUUCUUAUUCUUUCUCUUUUCGCAUGUUGUAUUACUGUUGACAAUUUUUAUGCACUAUCAUGUGAUAUAUUUUUUUCUUGUAAUUUUAAGCCUCAAUUUAGUAUGUUUUGAGAAAUUGAUUUAUGUGGCCUCGUAACCGGGCUUAAAACCCCAAAUUUUUUUUCUUUUUACUCCAAUCAUGAUAUCUGCUUCAGAGUGUUUUAUCCCGAAACUUUACUUAGGGGUCAGCUGACCUUGAAGUCUUUCCCGCCCUCUUCCGAUUAUAUUUCAUGAUUAUUGUUUGUUUAUUCUACUGCAAUAUGUAAUGAAAUAUUCGGAAAUAAAUCAUUAUCUAUCUAUCCAAUAUGAAAGUUUUUUAUCAAAUCCUGUAGAACUAUUGAACAAAAAGGAUAGAAACACGAUAACUCCUGGUUUUAUGAUUAUUCCUAUUGUUAUUAUUUCUGUUCAAGAGCUGUCUACUGCAGAAAUGAUUUGACAUAAUGUUUUUAUAACUGAUCAAUAAUACUCUUUACAUUCUAAUAUAUCAUUUACUAACCAUUUUAUGGAAUAUCUGUUUACUUUUAUUUUGCUCAUAAUUUUACUUUGUCUUCUUAUCAUUAUACGCAAACCAAUUUUGUAGCCUACCUUACUUGGCAAGGUUAAAACAAUUUUUUUAACCGUUUUCAUUGCUAUAAGCGCUUGUUAAUAAAGCACAUGUAUCUUUUACAUAAUUUAUUUACUUUCCACCGAUGGUACAUGUAAUUUGAGUCAUGUUUCAGGAGUUAAUUCAAUAAAACAUACAUGUAUAUCAGCUCCAAACAACAUUGAUACAAUCCUUGAGAUUGAUUUAACGAUGUUGCUGAAUUUUAUUAAAACUAUGUUCUUAAGCUUAAUAUGAUUUGUGGUUAUGUUGUCAGAAAUGUUUAACAUUUUUUAAAAUUCUAAAUUUCAUUUACUAUUUCCUAAUUUUAAAUUUAUGUAUUUAAAAUGUACCAGUAGCGCAAUGUAGAUAAUGGAUGCAAUUAUUGGCAUAUGUCACACGAGUUCUCAAACUUUUGUGUUAUGGAUUCAUUGAAAAGUAUGACUAUUAUUUACAGAGCCUCUGAAUAAAUUUGUAAAAUAAAAACAAGGAACGUAUUGUUAAUUAGGUACUGAAUAAUGUCCCUAAAAUUUUAUUUACUCAAAUUCAAACUGCUGAUAAUACGAUUUGUUUAAAUAAGCCUGGUAGCGGUGUUGUAUUCUAUUAUGUCUUGAUUCAUUUUUGACUUGAUGUGAAACAGGUUGUUGUUGUUGUAAUCUGCUAAUUCGCAGAUUUGGAUAUGUUUGGUGCUGUUUUUAGGAUGCUAGGGUUAUUGUGAGGUUUUUUCAUAUUUAUGCCAACAGAGAUGAAAGUUGGCAAGAUGGGUUUUUCAUACAGUGAACAACAGCAUUCCGUCUAGUUACCAGUUUUUCAUUCCAAAUGUUUGGGCGUGGAUGAUGGGGGGAGAUGUUUUUGACCAACGAAACUGCAGUGGCGAGCAAUCACUCAUAGAUAAUCAUGUUCAAGGUUAUUUGAAACUGAAAGCUCACAUUGAAACCAUGAUGUUAGGCUAAGAUUUCUAACUUCGAAUUUUUGAAAACUACAUUGAAAUAAAUUGUCUUAUAUAUAUAGGUUGUUAACAUCAAACACAAAAAGUUUUACAAUGCCAGACCAAACAACAAAUUUGGCAGUUGGCUGAUUGUAAAUGUUGGAAUAUGUUUUCCAUUGCACAACUGAAUUUGUGUAAGGGUUAACAGGUUCGAAUCCCAUUAACAAUUAUGGGUGGGAGCUUUCCAAUAUAAAGUCUAUGCAACUGAAACUAUUGACGGAUUAGGUAAUCCAAUACAAAUUCUCAACUUGCAACAAUAUUCGGAAGGCUAAGGUCCGCCAUAUGAGUUCCCUGAUCAACCUUUCUCUGUCCUCAAUAAGUAGGUAGAACUCCAACUCUACUCUCCAACUCUGGCUAUUUGUACUGAAAUAUUGUCGAGUGCUUUGAGAAUAAUUCACUUACACAUUCGCUUUAUAGAUACAUUCAAAAUACAAUUUAUUUUCAAUUUCAUUUUAGUUUCUUUUUGCCAUGAACUAAACCAGUUUUAAAUUGCUCUAUAUUCUUUUCUUAG
This is a messenger RNA of Styela clava, 3981 nucleotides long. The record is from RefSeq and is a predicted model, not a curated record. Lineage: Eukaryota; Metazoa; Chordata; Ascidiacea; Stolidobranchia; Styelidae.